This is a messenger RNA of Mollisia scopiformis, 3165 nucleotides long. RefSeq lists its product as uncharacterized. NCBI's taxonomy places the organism in Eukaryota, Fungi, Ascomycota, Leotiomycetes, Helotiales, Mollisiaceae. Bases 372 to 2927 code for a protein of 851 amino acids. The record is from RefSeq and is a predicted model, not a curated record. The transcript has 3 exons.
AUCUAACAUGAUGUGUGAUAAUCUUCCACUAUCUACUGAGUCUUGGUAGCAGAAGUAUCUAUACCAGACCAACGAUGAAAGACGCUCGAGAUGCAUCUCACUGGGUUUCUCGUUCUAGUCAAUGGGUGGUUUCGUCAUUGGGGAAAAAUGGUACUAGAUACCCAAAGUCACAUCACAUUCCUCUGAAAUCAGCAUCCCUUGCCAAGACGACAACUUCCACAGUCAUAUCUUAUCUGUCUCUAUAAUUCUUGUCUCUCGUUGAUUACAGCUGUGACCUUUCAUUCGUGCAGCUUCCCAUUUCGGUGCUCGAGCGUUCACGGAAACGGACAUUUUGACUGGUUACGACGUCACUGCAAUCCACGACCUUCAUCAUGUACGGCGGUCUUCCCGGUGGAGGAAGUCCCAAACGUGGGAGAAAAUCCUCGGGUCGGGUCGUUGCUCACCUGUAUAACCAAGUGCGAAGACCGAGUAGGUUUCGUGGUCGGCUGCUUUUUACAAUAUUCGGAAUAACUGGCAUUUUGUGUUUGAUCUACGGAAGGAAACAUGCAGUCGACCUUUCACGCACUGCAUCUUCCCUCAAGGACUAUAUUCCCGACAGUAUCACAGAUGUCAUCGCACAGUAUGGAGACUUUGAAGAGCAGAGAUGGGAUGAUGGUGUGGACCCGGAGAAUGCUACUUCAAGGAUCAUCAAGAAGCCAAAAUUUCAUCUCCUAAUACCUGCCAAUAAGCCGACAGAGAACCUAUGCAAAACAUUGUUAUCUGCAGCGAUUUUAAAUUAUCCGCCUCCAACUCUAAUCAGCUAUGGUAACAAGGGACAGGACACCAGACCCGGAGCAGAUGUUGUCAAGAAUAUAUUUGCAUUCUUACAUGGCAAAGAAGUGCAUGAAGAUGAUUUUAUACUCGUGGUGGAAGAAGAUGCAUGGUUCCAGCUUCCCGCAGAAGUCACAAUCAACCGAUUCUUCCAUGGCCUCAAAGACUCGAAUUCCAAAUUACUCGACAAGUAUGGCGGACUCGAUCAUAAUGAGAAUGCUACCAGAUCCUCGACUCAGCACCAAAAAUAUACCAUGAAAGUUUUGUUUGGUUCUGGAAAACAAUGCUCCAACACAGCGAGUGACCCAGCCUGCUACUCCGUUCCUGAAUCUCCACUUCCCAAGGACAUAUAUGGCGACCAGACCGAUCGGCAUCCAGAGGGCAAAUACAAUCGUCCUAGGUAUAUGAGCUCCGCCAUGGUCAUGGGACGAGUCGCAGAUCUCCGUCCAAUCUACAAGGAAGCCACCGAAAUGCUUGAAUUUAAUGACAUAGGCAAGAAAGGAAGUCAAUACGUUUUCUCCGAAAUACUAGGUAUCCAAGAGUAUGCAAGGACUCUCUCGUUGGCAUCUGCCAGAAAUGGCCCCUCGAAAUGGCGUUCCUGGUUUUCAGCUGUGCUAUCGAAAUCUUCAGACCCUUCAGUCAAUCCGCCUAACAUCACACUAAAGGCAGAUAAGAACUAUGAAUUUGGAAUUGGGCUUGAUUACUUCAGUUCUGUUUUUCAGGUCAUGAACAAUAGCGCAGAAGACGUCCGGUUCGUGAGGUUCAACCAUCCAUCUGUCAUUGCUUCUCCUUCACGAAUCUCUGCAAAAGCAUUCAAAAAUCCUAUUCGCAUCCCUUCAGAUCUCGCUCUCGCACCACCACCUUUCUUUCAGAACCAGAUGUCCAGCGCAAUUCCAGAUCCUCCGAUCACAGAACUUGACAAUAUGCAUGAUGACACUGCUUUAUGGACAGACAUCGAACUUUCUACCAAUGUCAUCGUCCCAGGCUCGUCUGUACCUGCAUCCCUCAAUUUCCAUGGUAGCGAGUACUUGCUUGAUGGCGAGAUGUGGGAGAAGAUGUGGUUUCAUCCGAAUGCUAGAGCUCUCAUGCGCCAAUAUAUUCGAAGUCCAGAUGGGCCUAUUGCAGCUUCUGCCGCUGCCAAAGGUGGUGAUCAGUGGUGGGAUCUCAGAGGCGGAAAGGGAGGCGUUUGGACAGACAGAGGCGAGUGGUUAGAGUGGAAUGAGGUGUGUGGUGCCUUCGAUGAAAAAGUCUUUGGAGAUGAUAAGGGCGAAUUCAUGAGAGAAAAGGAGGAGGUUGGGGGACAGAAAGUCGUGUACAAGUUUGGACAAGUUGUCCAAGGCAAGCUGCCAAAACCAAAGCCGUCCAACUUGCCCAACCCCAACCCAUCCAACAUGAAUGCCCACAAGGGUCUUCUGGGGGAGGCGAUGAAAGUCGGUGGAGCAAAACCUGGAAGUGGUAUAAAUUUCGAGGAGCCGAAUAUCACACCUCCAGAUCCGGAAUCACACAAGACUCUGCUUGGUGAAGCUGCGAAAGCGGCUGAUGGGGGGUUCCCUGGAACUGGAGCACCGCCCGCCAAUGCGCACUUCGAGCAAGAUGCAAUGAACCCCCCAAAAGGCUUGACAGGAGAGGUAGUGCAAGCAGGUGGAGGCAUCACCACCGGACAACCCGCCCAUAUCACUCAAGAGACGCUCGAUGAACUGAAAGCCAAGCAAGACCACCUAACCGGCUUCACCGUAGGUACCGGCCCACCUCCCAGUCAAGAGAAAGUCCCAACACCGAUGCAAGACCAAGGCACGGUUCUGGAUAGCCAAGGCAUGUCAGUGAGUGCCGAGCAAGGAGCACCUAUGGCUAUCGGAGGCGGCAUGCAAGUCUCUGGAACGAUGAAUCUUGAAAAGGUGAAAGCAGCUCAUGAGCAGAUGUUCCAGCUCAACAAAGGUCCUACGAUCGAAAAGCCAGAGGGUCACGGAAACCCCUUCCAGCUUGAUAAAGGCCCCGCGAACGAGAAAUCAGAAGAUGAGAAGAAAGCAGAGGAGAUUAUCAAGGCUACGGAAGAGAAUAAUGGGGAUGGAAGUGAGGGACAACAGAGGAUGGAUGAUGUAGUGGAGAGGAUAGAUUAAAAGUUUGCUGUGUGAGUAUUGCUGAUGUUUGGGUCAUCUUAGGUUGAAAGUAAAUCUUUUGCGGGCUGAUGAGAACGUCAAGUCUCUUCUUGUUUGGCUGUGUUCAAGGAUGAGGUAAGUUUUGAGGAUUUCUGGACACACGAGGACGCUUUGGAAUUGCGGCGUUGCAAGUGCAAACAGACAUCAGGACAAUUUCCAAUGCUCACUUCUCCAGAAGAGCCAUUCCGAAUGUCUCGAU